CAUUGUGACCACCAGCGGAAGUAAACAAAACGAAGGAGCUCUAAUACGAUAUUGUAGGGAAAGCGCAGCUAAUUAUUGAAUUUCAUACAAAUAACAAUGUCUUCAGUUGAGUGUUUGAGAGAGUUUGUCAACGAGCGACUAACAGCUGCUGCUGAAGAAAUAUUCAGAGUUUUUAAACAAACUAUCGUCGAGUACGAGGAAGAGAUCGACCGUCAGCGCAAACUGCUGGGUGUCAUCAGGAAACAUGAAAUCAAGUUACACAGGAUAGAGCUCCCACAGCAGCAUGUCUGUAAGGAGGAGGAGGUUCUCACUGAGCAGCAGCUCUUAAACCAGGAGAGGAACUCCAGUCUGGACCAAGAGGACCCAGAGCCUCCACAGAUUAAAGAGGAACAGCAGGAACUGUGCACCAGUCAGGAGGGAGAGCCGCUUGAACUGAAGCUGGAGACUGAUGCCUUUAUGUUGACUCCUGCUGAUGAGGACAGUGUCCACAGUGAACCAGAACUAAAAAGUGACCACCAACUGCUCUCUGACAACUCUCAUGUAGCUGAGAGUCAGGACCAGAGAGGAGGCAAGCAUGGAGACUCAGGAUCAACUAGAGAUGCAGAGCCAGAACCAACGAAGAGACCUGACAGCAGUGAAAGUCACAGUGACAACGAGAACAACUCCAACUUGCCAGAGAUUCAACAGAGUACACUUACAGACAAGAAGUCUUUCAGAUGUGACACUUGUGGAAAAGAUUUUAGGGCUAGAUUGACAUGGCGGAGACACCUAAGGACUCACACAGGGGAGAGGCCUUAUUCAUGCACAACAUGUGGAAAAGAUUUCCUAACUAGCACUGCGUUGAAAGUUCAUACAAGAGUCCACACAGGUGAGAAACCAUAUACCUGCAAAGUAUGUGGGAGAGGUUGCACAACCAGCAGUCAGCUGAUGAUACACAUGAGAAUCCACACAGGUGAGAAGCCGUAUACAUGCAAAACAUGUGGAAGAGUUUUUACACAAAGCUUUCAUUUGAAACUCCACAUGCGGAGUCACACAGGUGAGAAGCCUCAUUCUUGCAAGACAUGUGGAAAAGAUUACCGAUCUAGCAGUGCCUUGCAAGUUCACAUGAGAGUCCACACAGGUGAGAAGCCAUAUCCUUGUGAAUUAUGUGGUAGAGGCUUUGCAUCCAGCAGUCACUUGCUGAUGCACAUGAGAGUCCACACAGGUGAGAAGCCCUAUACAUGCAAAACCUGUGAGAAGAGUUUUACACAUAACAGCAGUUUGAAAGUCCACAUGAGAAGUCACACAGGGGAGAAGCCGUAUUCGUGCAAAACAUGUGGGAAAGAUUACCGAACGAGCAGUGCGUUGAAAGUUCAUAUGAAAUGUCACACGGGAGAAGAUGUACACUUGUGAAACAUGUGCCAACCCAUAUAAGAUAGGAGCCCUACAUUGUAAAAUAUGCGGGAUAAGACUAUUUUCUAGUUUGGCGAGGCAUAUUAGAUCACAUACAGGCAGGUUGCCUUGUAUCUGCAGAUGAUGUUGGAGACGAUACAGUUCUAGUGGUUUCAAUAAUCAAAAUCAAAAACAUGUAUAAAUAUAAGGCGCCAACAGAGGCCCUCCAGUGUAAUGAUCAAUUUAAUCUCAUCAAUUUUAUCUCUUAUUGUAAAUUAUUUUUCUUAUACUAUUGUAUUUAAACCUUCAUUAGGUUAAUAACACAAAAUUGUGCCUUUAAUCCAUCUCACUGUCCUGUAGAUAUGGUUUAAAGGCAGAAUGGGAGGUCAUAACCCUAACCCUGCAACAAGGAGGUGAUGCUUACACCCACUGACAUAACCGUGGAAGAUUACAUGAACUACAAGCAACAACAAACCAUGUGGUAGCAGUGCACAACGUGAUUGAUUGAUUUUUUUCAAAUCUUCUGUAUUCUAACAAUCAAGCUUUGUAAGUGUUAUAUAAAUGGAAGGUUAUACCAUGUACAUGUGCUUAUGAAGGUAUUGAUUUCUACCUUGAAAGUUUUCAUUAAAAUGUAACAUUACCGGAAAGCAAUUGUUCAUAAGUGAAGACCCUUCUGUAUCCCUUCAAGAAUCAUUGUGACUGAUGUUUAUAAUAACAACUCUCACCAAAGUA
Messenger RNA from Acanthopagrus latus (yellowfin seabream), 2103 nucleotides. RefSeq names its product zinc finger protein 664-like. Lineage: Eukaryota; Metazoa; Chordata; Actinopteri; Spariformes; Sparidae. The transcript is spliced from 2 exons. Gene Ontology annotation, molecular function: DNA-binding transcription factor activity, RNA polymerase II-specific; RNA polymerase II cis-regulatory region sequence-specific DNA binding. Gene Ontology annotation, biological process: regulation of transcription by RNA polymerase II. The record is from RefSeq and is a predicted model, not a curated record. Bases 97 to 1392 code for a protein of 431 amino acids.